Molecule: messenger RNA, 2800 nt
Organism: Hippopotamus amphibius kiboko
Lineage: Eukaryota; Metazoa; Chordata; Mammalia; Artiodactyla; Hippopotamidae
Gene: OXNAD1
Product: oxidoreductase NAD binding domain containing 1
Exons: 8
Coding region: 485-1246 (253 amino acids)
Cellular component (GO): mitochondrion
Molecular function (GO): oxidoreductase activity
Source: RefSeq, a predicted model, not a curated record
GCUUGUCCCCGCUCGGCGAGCUGGGUGUCCUGGGCGGCGGCGGCGGUGGGUUCCCUGCCUCAUGUCCGCAGACCUUAGAGAGGCCUUAAACAGACCCCGCAGAGGCGGCGGCCGGCUUAGGUAGCGUCAACCUGACCCCUCGCGGCCGCGGCAGGAAAGCGGGCGCGCUUGGCUGGGUCUGAGGCGGCGGCGGGAACCGCUCAGCCUCUUGGACGUGCCUCCCUGCCUCCCCAGGGUCGGACGGAGCGCUCUUUUGGAACAUUGAUUCACCGAGUGACCUUGAGCUGCGCGCGACGUGUAGCUGCACUCCGCUGUUCAGGAACUUUGUGAGAAUUUCAGUAUAUGGAAACUCUGUCUGUGUUCCAACUGGUGUAUAUUCCAAAGGUCUCAGUGUAAUUCCAGGACUGGAAUAUUGCAUGUCAGUCAGCCAGCCAGCCAUAUACUUAAUGACUCCUAAACUCUCCUGGACUUCUAAGGAAACACCAUGGCUGUCGUGAUUCCCGGGUUGCUGCGAGGCUCUGUGGGAGCCGUCUGCGCUCAGGCUGCUUCGCGGAGGUUAACACCCAGCACUUUGCGCCGCCUUACUCUAAGCAGCGUAAUGAAAUCCCAAAGGAAAACUGAUCACUUGGAGAGAACCGCAGAUGUCGUUCGCCGGGAGGUCGUGUCGGCAGCUAAGGUAUGUGGAGCAGCUGACGAGUCCCCAUCGGUGAAGAGGCUCCGGCUGCGUGUUGCUGAUAAAGCCUUCUCUUUUAAAGCCGGCCAGUGGGUUGAUUUCUUUAUCCCAGGAGUCUCUGUGGUUGGUGGGUUCUCAAUAUGCUCCAGCCCCAGACUGCUAGAGCAAGAGAGAAUGAUAGAAUUGGCAGUGAAGUACACAAACCACCCUCCUGCUCUCUGGAUUCACAAUCAGUGUACGCUGGACUCUGAAGUGGCCGUGAGAGUGGGUGGAGAGUUCUGCUUUGACCCUCAGCCUGCAGAUGCCUCUAGAAACCUCGUGUUGAUUGCAGGAGGAGUGGGAAUUAACCCUCUGCUUUCCAUCCUGCGGCACGCGGUGGACCUCCACAGAGAACGGGCGAACACAGGACGUGGGUAUGAGAUUGGAACAAUCAGACUGUUCUACAGCGCGAAAAACACCAGCGAGCUCCUAUUCAAGGCUUUCUCUAGUUGCGGAGAGUGGGGGCUACUCUUUGUCGCAGUGCACAGGCUUCUCAUUGCAGUGGCUUCUCUUUUUGUGGAACACUGGCUCUAGGCGCAUGGGCUUUAGUAUUUGUGGCACCUGGGCUCAGUAGUUGUGGCUCAUGGGCUCUAGAGCGCAGGCUCAGUAGUUGUGGGCACGGGCUUAUUUGCUCUGCAGCAUGUGGGGUCUUCCCAGACCGUGGAUUGAACCUGUGUGCCCUGAAUUGGCAGGCGGAUUCUUAACCACUGCACCACCAGGGAAGUCACAGUGUCACAGAACUUUCUUCUCUCCAUUCUGUCUUCCCUGCAACAGUCCAAACCAAAGGCUUGAAAGGCUGAAUCACAUUCAAAUGAGAAUUAACCAACACAUCCUACCCAGGACAAUUUAAAAAGCUAGUGCUGAGGAGGCUCCCAGUGCAGUGAUAGGAGAGGGCAGGUCUGAGAGCUUGAAUCUGGAGGUGGGUGAGCAGAAGUCAGCGUGGUCCUGGGGUUCCCCAGAGAGUCAAGAGGCCUACGAGUGAGCUCAGGUCGCAUAGGAGUAGGUGAGACCCAGCUGGGUACAUGAAAUCCCCAUCGGUUGCAUCUGAGGAAACUAAGUCCAUUUGAUGGGAGAAGGCUUUCACUUUGGAUUGCUUUGCAGCUGCAAGGAUGAACAAAAGAACAGAAACAGUUAAAAGACACAACUGUGGUCAGUGAAACUGCUGCUUAAUUGCCCACGCCUGAGAAAAAGGAAAAAGAAAAAACUCCCGGAGAGUUCUUAAUAUGCUUGUUAGCAUAUUCAGAUUUCAAUUAAAGCCAAACAGCCCUCUGUACUCUGAAUGCUCUGGCCUGCUCGGCUGCAAACAGUCUCCCUCUGAGCAGAGCACAAGAGCAGCAGCCGUGUGCAGAAUGGCAGUGGGGGUUCGACAUCUGGGGGGGGGAUGCACAUCUGUUUUGAUUUUUUAAAAUUGUAGUGUGACCAGACAUGUUUGACAUUCCAGAAGAAUAUCCUCGAUGUAGUAAGUGAAUUUCCUGAGAAGAUUGCAUGCAGUUUGCAUGUUACAAAACAGACGACACAAGUCAGUGCAGACCUCAAGCCAUACAUCACGGGUGAGUCCCCUGAAGAUAUUUUGACUGUCUCCACGCCAUUAUUUUGUGGAUGUGCCAGUGGGUUGAGUGUAGAUGCUUUAUUGUUGAGAGUUGCUGGCUGGAAAUGUCACUACCUGGGGACCUGAGAGACAAUUCAUCGUGGAAAAAUGAGGAGAGAUUAGUUGGAUUUACUUAUUAUAUACAGAUCUGCUGCCCAUAUUAAAAAUUUAUUUUUUGCAUUUUUUAGGGGACCUCUGCGUCAUCCCCAUAGUAUGCGUACAAAGAAUGUAUACUCCGGCUUUGAUGGAAUCAGUUCCAUUUGCCAUUAAUAGUAAUUUAAAUUUCUCGUGGUUUCCCCUCCCUGGAAGGAGUUCUCACAAAGCAGUUUAUUUACUUUGCUGAAGGCAGCUUUGAAUCUUUCCCAGAGAUCAGUACCCCCCCGGCCCUGCGUGGGGGGUGCGUUAUGAUCAGCUGCCCUUGCUGCUGGCUGUGGGUUCAGGAAACCCGGAGAUGCACUCUCGGCGUGGGUCCGGCCGGACGCCUGCAGGAGCGGCAUGUG